AUGCAUGUGAAGCUAUCAUGUCUUGCCGCGAUUGCGAUCGCCUUACUUCCAUCCUCGGUGGUCGCGCGGGGGAAGAAGAUCCCCUUCGGUCGCGACGUGCAACUCCUCGCGGAACUGGGGAUAGAGCCGGACCUUGACCGUCAUGAGUACGCAAGCAUUCAUUCGGCCGUUUCACACUCGGCGAUGGUGACGAUAAAAGACGAAUACGUCUCGAUCCCGAUCGAUCACAACAACGCAUCGGCGGGUACAUACAGAAACCGAUUCUGGGUCAGUGACGAGUUCUAUCAAGCCGGGAACCCGAUCUUGGUUUACGACGCCGGAGAGACGGAGGCAGCCUCGGUCGCGCAGGCGCACCUCACUUCGUCGCUGUCGUUCUUCCGGUCAACGCUGGAGGAGUUCAAUGCCAUGGGGAUCAUUUGGGAGCAUAGAUACUAUGGCAAAUCGACCCCGUUCCCGAUAGACUACGACACUCCGUCAGAGAACUAUCAAUACCUCACAACCAAGCAAGCGCUCGCAGAUCUCCCGUACUUUGCACGGAAUUUCAGUCGCAAGGCCCAUCCUGAUGUCGAUCUCACUCCCGCAGGAACCCCCUGGGUCAUGAUCGGUGGCUCGUACGCUGGCAUCCGCGCGGCCUUGACUCGCCAGGAGUACCCGGAUACCAUCUUCGCUGCCUGGUCCUCCUCGGCACCGGUCCAAGCCCAAGUGAACAUGACGAACUACUUCGACCAGGUCUACCGAGGAUUGGUGGCCAGUGGGUGGGCCAACUGCACCAAGGACAUUCGCGCCGGGCUAGAAUACAUCGACGAGCAGCUGUCGAGUAAUCAAACGGCAGGGUCGAUCAAGCAACUGUUCCUCGGCUCAGAAGCCGAGAAGAACUCCAACGGGGACUUCACCGCCGCGCUGGUGGCCAUGUACGGGAGUUUCCAGUCGUAUGGCAUGGACGGGGGCACGGCCAGCCUGGGGGCUUUCUGCGAGUACAUGGAAACCGACCCGAACACCAACCAGACUGCCGGUCCCGACGGGCUGGCCCCCAUCUACGGCAAGCAAUAUGUGGCGGAGCGCUGGGCGGCUUGGCCCGUGCUGACGGCCUUGGUCAACCAGAACAUGGACACCAAUUGCAGGCGCCAGAACACCAGCCAGCCGCUGGAGUGCGAUCUGAGCAAGCCGUACGGCGACCCUUCGGCCAUCAGCUGGACCUGGCAGUACUGCACCGAAUGGGGGUUCUACCAGGCCAACAAUGCCGGUCCCCACGCGCUGCUCUCAAGCUAUCAGACCCUCGAGUAUCAGCAGCAUAUCUGCAAUCGGCAGUUCCCCGACGCGAUCAAGAAGGGGCUAUUACCGGCCCAGCCUCUGACGGACCAGACCAACCGCGAGUUCGGCGGGUGGUCCAUCCGACCCUCGAACACAUAUACCAGUGGAGGGGAAUUCGAUCCGUGGCGGACCUUGUCCGUCCUGUCGACAGAGGACACGGCGCCCCAGGGCGUUCAAUUCUCCAGCGACAUCCCGUCGUGUGGAGUGACGACCAACGAGAAUACGGUCUUUGGAUAUAUCCUGGAGAACUCGGAGCACUGCUUCGACUUUCAGAUGCUCCCCACGGCCGGCAAACUGUCACGCGGGAUGUUCACCACGGCGCUGUUGCAGUGGCUGCCGUGCUUUGGAACAGGAGUGGGGGCGUCGACCAGAAGUUGA
This is a messenger RNA of Aspergillus japonicus CBS 114.51, 1689 nucleotides long. RefSeq names its product putative serine peptidase, family S28. The transcript has 3 exons. Gene Ontology annotation, biological process: proteolysis. The record is from RefSeq and is a predicted model, not a curated record. NCBI's taxonomy places the organism in Eukaryota, Fungi, Ascomycota, Eurotiomycetes, Eurotiales, Aspergillaceae. Bases 1 to 1689 code for a protein of 562 amino acids. Gene Ontology annotation, molecular function: serine-type exopeptidase activity; dipeptidyl-peptidase activity.